ACAAGUGAUAAUGAAAGGGUGCAAAAAUGAAAUGACCGCUCUCGUGGCAUAUACAAAUAAAGACAAAAACACUGCACCAAAAAAACUUGAAAACUACUCUGAACAUGACAAACAGAAUGAAUAUACGGACAGGACAAGUGAACCGACAACAGAAGAUGAUUUCUUAAGCGUAACUACAUCUGAAAACAUUCUGGAUUUGAUAGCAACGAGAGGAUUCUGGAACACAAUGCUGUCCCUCUUCUACAGCUACGGACAGGGAUACCAAGAGUUAAACGGGGACUCUGAGGACAUGGAAGACAAAAAUAGCGAUCCUGGCAAAGAUAUCGUUGUGCGACAGGGUGAGACAAAACUUAACAAACUAGAAGAAGACGAAGAAAAAGUGUACCCAAAGAAACUAGGAGACUCAGAACACUCCAUCAACGGAGAAGUGGAAAAUGGAAGUAAUUUACACAACAUCACCUUUGAGGAUCUUUUGCAGCUAGUUGGGACGAGAGGUCGCUGGAACGUACUUCUUUUCGUCCUCUGUGCUUACGCUAGCUUUGUUUCUCCGAUGCAAACACUGUCGUACCAAUUCCUCGGCGCCACUCCUGAUUACUGGUGUCGCGUUGACUCGCUGCUGGACGCCGGCUGGACACAAGAGCAGAUUUUGAGCUUCGCCAUUCCUAUCAAGGAAGAGGGCAAGCAUGAAUCAUGCCUGAUGUAUGACCACAAUUACACCCAUGCGGUGGCAUUGGGCUACGAACAAGCCAUCGGUACCCUGCACAACACCUCUGAUAUCAUUCCUUGCUACGCCAGGGAUUUUAAUCGUUCGCAACACCAAUCCACUAUGACAACCGAGUGGGACUUGGUGUGUGAAAGGAGAGUCUUGUACUCCACCACGCAGGCCGCGGCCCAGAUAGGCAAGUUUGUUGGCGCCUUUCUUCUCGGCUACUUGAUGGACUUAUACGGACGGAGGAAAAUAGUGUUGUGGUGUUCGUUGCUGUCCUUUCUGUCGGCAUUCGGGUCCGCUCUGUCUCCCGUUGUGGAGGUGUACAUUCUCCUAAAGAUAGUCAUCAUGGCCGUCAUGGCCGGCAUCUACCUGGGGUGCAUCACUCUCCUGAUGGAGACAUCUGGACGCCGUGAGAGAACGAGAACUUCCGCCUUGUUCGUUAUCCCGUGGGCCCUGGGCUACAUGCUCUUGCCGGGCAUUGCUUAUCUAGUGCGGCCUUGGAAGUGGUUGCAAGUCGCCGUCUCCCUCCCGACCUUACUUCUAGUACUCUACUACUGGUUUUUACCAGAAUCACCUCGCUGGCUGAUCCUUCAGGGAAGACAUCACGAAGCACUCGAAGUCCUCACGUCGGCUGCAAAAAUAAACAAAAAGACGUUACCAUCAGACGAGAAGCUGCUGGCCGCCAUGGAGCAGCUGCAGAAAAAAGCAUCAGCUGAGAAAGAGACCAUUCUGUCGGAUGUAAAGAGCAACACAAAGCGCAUCCCCUGGGAUUCAGUGCGUCGCGUGUUAGAUGUGGUGAAAGAAUACCUGGCUGUGAUGACGGUGAGGGAGCUUCGGGGACGAGCUCUCAUUGUCUUCUACUGCUGGUUUGCCUCUGCGUUGGUCUACUAUGGAAUUUCCCUCAACGCCACCAACAUAAGCGCGGACCCUUACCUCUACAUAUUCCUGGGAGGUCUUCUAGAACUGCCCUCUUACCUCCUGCUGUGGCCUCUCAUGGUUUGCCUGGGACGUGUCAAGUCCCUAGCGCUUCUGUAUCUGGUGUGUGCCAUCACCAUCCUCAUACUGUCAACUUUAAUUUACCUCUACCCCGCCGCCCCUAUCGGUCUGCUCAUGUUCCUGUCAUUGAGCGGAAAGGUAGCGAUCACUAUGGGUUUCCACUUGAUCUGGCUGUUCACCCUGGAGCUGUUCCCUACCAAAUACCGCUCCCUUGCCACCUCACAGGCCAGCGUGUGUGCCAGGGUGGGCAGUGUCAGCUCCCCAUACCUCAACGACGUACUGGGAGAACUUGUAACGUGGGCGCCUUCAGCCGUGUUCAGCAUUCUAUCUUUGAUAGCUGCUGUUCUUUCCAUUAUUCUCCCUGAAACAAAAGGACGUACUCUAUCGGAGGAAAAUAAUAUGGAAAAACGUGCAGGGAAAGAUAACUUGGGCUUCGUGAGGGAUACCGAUCAUCAAACACGACUCAAGAAAACAACCGAAGCAGAUGAUGGCGAGUCUGCAACCAAAGAGAACGUGACUACAAGCAUAUAAUAGAGGAGCACAAAUGUAAGUGAUGCGUAAUGUUAUUAAUGUAUGGUGACAUUUAUUAUGCUAGUGCAGAACUGCUGUCUUUAGUACAACAUCUCAACACGACAUUAAUGUACCGAAUGUUCCUCCUCCUUACUGAAACUUUUCUGUACCAACUUAUACGUAUAGGUCCUUAUCAGAGUAUUGAUGCCUUGAACAAGACAGCAAUGUAUAUGACAGAUAAUUAGAUUGCAACAUCUUACAAAUGCUUAUUGCUAUUCUUGUAAACGGAAGACUCCGAAUGACAUGUUCUGUUGAAUAGGAAACAAUCAGACACGUGGCUGUGUAUUACAUGCUGCAUUAAAGCUCCUGUCACUUUCUGACGAUUAAUUAAGACAACGAAUGCCUAGCUUAUGUGAAUCGUUAGCGCACGCUGAAAUGUCACUGAACUUUGUUAUUUUAUUUAUUUUUUUUUUUUUCCGUUCCGUUUUUGACGUCUGCAGAGCGCUUGCCUAUGGUAUGGUUAGCGUGCAAGUAGCAGACAGAACGUGUCCAUAACGUAUUGUGAACUGAUAUAAAACGAUUACGUAAUAUAUGGCAAUGAAAAAUGCACGUUUUGAGCCCGUGAGGAACGUGGGAGGAAUGAACGCGUAACAAUCGGGUAGUAUGAGGAACUCUCUGCCUGCUUCUGUAUUUCCAUUUUCCUACGACUUGACUUCUUUUAAAAGGAAGGUUUCAAGAUAUUUGUUCCAGUAUUUUGGCUAACUCUAGGGAACUAGCAAUCAAGUGGGCCUUUUAUGGUUAUAUUUUUGUUGUCCUUGGACAGCUUCCCCCUCUUCCGUAAAAAAAAAAAAGAGAAAUUAUCUAUAGGCAUGAAUUCCAGAAAAAAAAAAAAGGUCGUGUCCCACUUGUGUCUGUCAUGAGGCCUUCGCGUAAUUGUCGUCCUGUAGUUGUCUGUUAUCGUUGAACAUCGUAUUCUUAUCGAUGUAUCUUCGAGUAACAUCAUUUCUUUAUUGUAUGGAUUGUAUGGCCAUCGUGAUAUAUAUAUAUAUAUAUA
Molecule: messenger RNA, 3269 nt
Organism: Portunus trituberculatus (swimming crab)
Lineage: Eukaryota; Metazoa; Arthropoda; Malacostraca; Decapoda; Portunidae
Product: organic cation transporter protein-like
Biological process (GO): transmembrane transport
Cellular component (GO): membrane
Molecular function (GO): transmembrane transporter activity
Source: RefSeq, a predicted model, not a curated record